This is a messenger RNA of Gaeumannomyces tritici R3-111a-1, 2084 nucleotides long. RefSeq lists its product as hypothetical. Bases 724 to 1839 code for a protein of 371 amino acids. The record is from RefSeq and is a predicted model, not a curated record. The transcript has 2 exons. NCBI's taxonomy places the organism in Eukaryota, Fungi, Ascomycota, Sordariomycetes, Magnaporthales, Magnaporthaceae.
UAUUCCCAGCGCGGGAUACCAUCGCAGGCCGAGCCAGACUUCCCCCCUACCUAUCGUGCUACCUUAUGCAUGCCGCUAGCACACCAUGGGCCGACCCUUGGCAGGCUCACGGCACCGAGUUGCUGCUGCCCACCCACCCUUUGCCGGGAUUAAUGCGCUCUUUUCGCUACCCAUACCACCAUGAUGAAGCCCCUCCGUGCCCUUGUGCGUCACUAGCUCCUUGGAGACUCCAUAUGGUUGCCGUCGGAUAUUGGGUGGGAUAUCUGCCCGCUCCCAAGUUGCCGGUAUGGUGGCAAAGUGAGGGCGCAUCAGCCAGUCCGCGUGGUACCUACCUACCCACCUUGGUAGCCAGUAUCCGACUUCCUCCCCCGCCUCUUGCCUUUUUGUCUUGAGGGUGUACACCAAGAACACCGAUGGGCCGAAGAACUUGUGCUUGCGCAUGUAUUGCACGUUCUCCUGAGCAGCGGGAUCUCUUUUCUCCAACCACCAACUCAUCCUUUAGUUGAGGACCUGCCUUGAACUUCCAGCAAAGUGAGUAGCUCAGCUGUUAGCCGAAUACACCUGCGCACUUGGAAAUCCUACACCAACUUUCCGUCCACACUAUUCCUCUCCCAGAGCGAGGCCUCGUUAGCAUCAAGGGGCUCUCACGUGUUAUUGGACUAGGAUACCUACCCCGGCGGCUCGACCCAACAGCCAACCGUUGUCCUCAGGCCCAUCCCAGCCAUGCUGUUACUACCCCGAGCGACGGCGUUCGCGCUCUUGUGCGCUCUCCCAGACAUAGUCGCGGCCGUCGCCCUGGCCGCCCGGCAGCAGACGGCAGCCCAGCUGCCGCCGCAGUGGAUCACCGUCGAUGCGGCCGGGUCGGCGCGGACAGUCACCCCGCAGCUGACCCUCGUGGGCGGGACCACAUCAACCAUCUCGCCGCCCCCGGACGAGCUGACCCGGGUCCAAACGUGGAGGAUGUCGGCCCACGGCACCGCCGUCACCACCACGACCCGCGCCCCCAUCGCCACCGCCACGCCGUCGGGCUCGACCGGGUCGCCCGGCGGCGGCGUCAUGCUGAAGUGCCAGCACUACGUCGGCAUUGACGCCCCCUUAUGCGCCCCCUACAGGGGCAGCUUGCUCAACCCAGGCACUACGUACUACCUGACAUGGUACGUUGACUUCUUCGGCUCCAACCCGGACCAGGACAUCGAGGUGCAGGUCAGCUAUGACGGCGGCCCGGUCCUUUUGACCGACAAGAUGCCCGCCAGCGUCGGCUUCUACGCCUGGAGCGUGCCGGCCGACUUCCUCGAGCGGAACGGCGGCGGCCGGGCCGCCGUGGAAGUGACGUGGAGCAUCAACUUCGGGGCCCCGGACGGCUCCAAAUCCAUCAUCCACGGCGAGGGGCCGACCGUGACCAUCACCCGGGAGCAGAUGCUCGUCGACGACGGCCUGCCCAAGGGCGCCGGCGGCUCGCUCGCGGCUCUGGCAAUCGCCGUCCCCGUCGUCGUCAUCGUCCUGCUCGUCCUCGGCCUCGGCGGCUUCUGUUUUUGGAGCUGGCGCAAGAAGGGCGUCGUGCCCGGCGCCGCCGCCAUCGGCGCCCUCAAGCGCCGGUCCACCGGCGGCGGCGGCGGCGGCGGCUACGGUGAGCGCCGCAGCAGGUCCGAGCGGGCCGCCGGGCAGCAACAGCAAGACCCUGUCGCGCCCCGCCCCGCAGGGCCGGGCGACCAGCUACCAGACGACAAGUUUCCUGGUAUCCAGCUCACCGACCGCGACAGCUGGUCGCCCACCUCGCCGUCUAGUGGGCGCAACGUGUUCCAGGAGGAGAUUAGAAGGCAGGAGACUGGUCGGCGAUGAUUCUGGGUCGGUUGAGCUGUCUGGUUGGAUACCGGGCCGACAACGCUAUAAACUGCUCAGGCCUAGGUUUUGGAUCUUGGAGUUGAGUGUCAUGGCCUGGACAACUUUCAUGGGGCUAGGAACCUCAUGAGCGACGGCGCUCAUGAAGAUAAUCAGGUAGUUACAGGUUUGCCCGUCGUGGCAUUGCUGCUGCUUUAUAUACCAUGACUACAGGUACCUAUUUUGCAAGAGAAAACAUAAUUCUG